Anneissia japonica is the source of this 546-nucleotide messenger RNA. RefSeq lists its product as uncharacterized. NCBI's taxonomy places the organism in Eukaryota, Metazoa, Echinodermata, Crinoidea, Comatulida, Comatulidae. The transcript has a single exon. The record is from RefSeq and is a predicted model, not a curated record. Bases 1 to 546 code for a protein of 181 amino acids.
AUGGAUAACAUGGAUGAUUUACCAAAGCUCGCAGACUUAUCUGUUGCGCGAUGUAUAAAUCCAUUCAAAUUUGGAGAGGUGAUUCAUUCACAGAUACACCAUUUUGCAGACGCAAGCGAAGUGGGAUAUGGGUCUGUUGCGUAUUUACGUUCGAUCAACCGAGAAGGAGCUGUUCGUUGCAGUUUUCUGAUGGGAAAAGCUAGAGUCACACGUCUUAAACAAGUAACUAUUUCACGGCUCGAAUUAAAUGCUGCUGUAAUUUCAGCACGAUUGGAUACUAUGUUACGAGAAGAAUUAGAAGUUGAUUUGGAGCCAAGCGUAUUUUGGAGAGAUAUUACUGCUGUACUUGGAUAUAUCAAUAACACCACCUCAAGGUACCACACAUUUGUCGCUAAUCGUAUAACAGCUAUCCACGAUCGAUCAGAGCCUACUCAAUGGAGGUAUGUAAGCACAGACCACAACCCAGCUGACGAUGCGUCAAUGGGCCAAACUGCGGAAGAAUUUCUAGCUUGUAAAUGUUGGCUCAAUGGACCAGACUUCUUAUAG